UGAAAAGAAGUGAAGUAUUUUUUUAAAAAAAAAAAUAAAAAUAAAAAUAAAGAAACAAAUAUUUGAUAUGGCGCAACUCAAAGAUCAAGAAAAUGAUAAUAAUCAAGGAUCAAUGGAAUCUUCAAUGCACGUUUCAUUAGUUUCCUUUGAGCCCAAUGAACAAACAGAUGAAAUAAAAAUAAAAGUAUUAGAAAGUCCUGUAAUGGAGCCAUCUACAGCACAUGCAACAAAAGAAAAGGCUAAUACUCCUAUUAUAAAUGAAAAUAUAACUAUUUCCGCUAAACCUGAACAACAGACUUUGAACGAAGAAGAAAUUCGAGAACGUUUGAAAAUAUUUACUCAAAGUUUACAAGAGAAUAAUGUCGACGUUGAGGAAAAUAGCAGUACUACUGGCAGCAGUAGCAGUAGUAAUAACGAUAACUCAAGGCAAAAUACCACUACUAUCAGUAGCAAUACUCGUCCUUCAACUUCGCGAAAUAUGCAUUAUAAAAAGUAUACUGAUGAACAAAUCACAGGAUAUAUCAAUUUAAUUAUUGAAGGUAUGUCUGUCAAGAGUGCUGCUGCAAAAUCAGGCAUCACUGCCAAUUCUGCUUAUCGUUUUAGAAAAAUGUGGAAUAAAGCUGGUGUGACCCCAGUAAGACAUAAAAGGGGACCCGCAGAAGGUGCUAUGUCAAAAUUAAAAGAAGAGCAUACAAAAUUUAUUAUUAAUUAUGUUGAUCACGAAGUUGCGAAUGGUUCACUAGCACAAAUCAAAGACGCCUUACAAAAGGAGUUUCAUGAUUUAAGCGUCAGUAGUUCUGCGUUACAUAGACAUAUGAAAGCAAAAUGUGCUUUUAGUCUUAAACGUAUGUAUAAAUCACUUGAAGCCCGAAAUGAUGCAGACUUUAUGGCUCUUAUUGAACAGUGGAUUGCAAGCAAAGAUAUGGAUUUUGAAAACAAUUGUAUAUUCAUUAGUGAAGCAAAAUUUUUACGUGUUGAUCGUAAUAAUGGCUGGGCAAAUAAAACUAAAAAGUCAUCCUCUACUAUUCCUACAGAGGAAGCAACAAUAACGACAUCAACAGAAUUAGAAUCAUCACAACAACCACAAAAAAAAUCGUCUUCUGGUGUUAUAUUUACUGUCUUGGGUGCUAUUUCUUCUAAAGGUAUUAUGGAUAUAUCCUUACGUAGAGCUACACAAACAGAUACAAUGGCAACUACAACAACCUUAUUAGGCAAAAGACGUUUAGAAGAUGCACCAGUAAAUUCAAAUCAAGAAGAUUACAAUCAGUUUUUAAAUUAUUUGACAGAAUUGAUGAACAUUUUAGAUAAGCAUGGAUUACAGGGUAAUUACCUUGUAUUAGAUGAUACAAAUAUUCGUGAGCCCAUGUUAGUAAGGAAGAGAGUUGAAGAGAGAGGUUACAAAUGCGCCUAUUUACCAGCCGUUAUGCCUGUUCCGAAUCCAAUGGAAAAACUUUGGGCUAAAAUGCAAAAGGGGAUUGAUAGGAAGCCACUUAAUGGUGACCUUAGUCAAAGAAUUAUGAAAUCCUGUUCUGAAAUCACACCAGAUGAUUGUCGUGAAUGGAUUCGACUCGCCAUUCCAUGCUCUCCACUUCGUAUAACCUCAGGAAGAGGUUUAUAUACUUAAUAUAUAUGUAUAUGUAAUGCUUAUAUAUGUUUAUCAGUUUAUUUUUUUUUUUACCCAACAUAUUGCAACUUAUAUAUGUAUAUAUACAUAUAUA
This is a messenger RNA of Cokeromyces recurvatus, 1718 nucleotides long. RefSeq lists its product as uncharacterized. Gene Ontology annotation, molecular function: nucleic acid binding. The transcript has a single exon. NCBI's taxonomy places the organism in Eukaryota, Fungi, Mucoromycota, Mucoromycetes, Mucorales, Mucoraceae. The record is from RefSeq and is a predicted model, not a curated record. Bases 68 to 1624 code for a protein of 518 amino acids.